AUGUCAGCGCCAGGAGGCCCUUCAUGGAUGUGUCCCGCCACAGCUAAAGCCAGCCUUCUGCUCUGGAUGGGGAUCACGUCCAUCUGCGUGGCUGCUGUUCAGGCUCAGCAGCACCCAGUGGUCACCACAAAUUAUGGGAAAUUGCGAGGAGUGAAGGUUACAUUACCCAAUGAGAUUCUCGGACCAGUGGAGCAGUAUUUGGGGAUCCCGUAUGCUUUGGCCCCAACGGGGGAGCGGAGGUUCCAGCCGCCAGAGUCGCCCAUGUCCUGGCCGGGCAUCAGGAAUGCUACUCAGUUUGCUCCGGUUUGUCCUCAAUUCUUAGAGGACCGCUUUUUACUGAAUGAUAUGCUGCCUGUGUGGUUCACCGCCAACUUGGAUACAGUGGUAACCUAUGUCCAGGAGCAGAGUGAGGACUGCCUUUACCUGAACAUCUACGUCCCUACAGAGGACGGAGCCAACUCAAACAGACAAGGCGCAGAUUUCAACAGUAAUGAUGAUGGCGAUAUCCAUGAUGAGAACGGGUUGAAGCCAGUCAUGGUUUACAUCCAUGGAGGCUCCUACAUGGAGGGAACCGGCAACAUGAUUGAUGGCAGCAUCCUGGCCAGCUACGGGAACGUCAUUGUCAUCACAAUCAACUACCGGCUCGGGGUUCUGGGGUUUUUAAGCACAGGAGACCAGGCAGCCAAGGGUAACUACGGCCUGCUGGAUCAAAUUCAGGCUCUCAGGUGGAUCAAAGAGAACAUCCAGGCCUUCAAAGGAGACCCGAAGAGAGUGACCAUUUUUGGCUCUGGUGCUGGAGCAUCGUGCGUCAGCCUGCUCACCCUCUCGCAUUACUCAGAAGAUCUGUUCCAGAAAGCCAUCAUCCAGAGUGGCACAGCACUGUCCAGCUGGGCAGUCAACUACCAGCCUGCCAAGUACACACGAGCCCUGGCUGAGAAGGUGGGCUGCAACAUGCUGGACACCAUCGACUUGGUGGAGUGCCUGCAGAACAAGAACUACAAAGAGCUGAUCGAACAGUACAUCACGCCCGCAAAGUACCACAUCGCUUUCGGCCCUGUGAUCGAUGGCGACGUGAUUCCGGAUGACCCUCAGAUCCUCAUGGAGCAAGGGGAGUUCCUCAACUAUGACAUCAUGCUGGGGGUCAAUCAGGGCGAGGGAUUCAAGUUUGUAGAUGGCAUUGUGGACAGCGAGGACGGGGUGUCAGCCAAUGAUUUUGACUUUGCGGUGUCGGAUUUUGUGGAUCAUCUCUACGGCUACCCAGAGGGUAAAGACACUUUGCGUGAGACCAUCAAAUUCAUGUACACAGACUGGGCGGACAAGGAAAACCCAGAAACACGGCGCAAGACCCUGGUGGCUCUGUUCACUGACCACCAGUGGGUGGCGCCAGCUGUCGCUACAGCUGACCUCCACGCCCAGUAUGGCUCCCCUACUUACUUCUAUGCUUUCUACCACCACUGUCAGAGUGACAUGAAGCCCAGCUGGGCCGACUCAGCCCACGGCGAUGAAGUACCAUAUGUGUUCGGAAUCCCCAUGAUCGGUCCCACAGAUCUCUUCAACUGCAACUUCUCGAAGAAUGACGUGAUGCUGAGUGCUGUCGUCAUGACCUACUGGACUAACUUUGCUAAAACAGGGGAUCCGAACCAACCAGUUCCACAGGAUACAAAGUUCAUUCACACGAAGCCCAACCGGUUUGAGGAGGUAGCCUGGACCAAGUACAACCCCAAGGACCAGCUCUACCUUCACAUUGGCCUCAAACCUCGAGUCCGAGACCACUAUCGCGCCACUAAGGUCGCCUUCUGGCUGGAACUGGUUCCGCAUCUCCACAACAUAAAUGAGUUUUUUCAAUACGUAUCCACUACCACCAAGAUACCUCCGCAGGACACCACGCCGUACCCCUACACCAAGCGAUUCCCGGGCAAAAACAACUGGCCCUCCACCACCCGCCACCCAGGAGUCCCACCUGCCAACACCAAGCAGACCACCGACCAACGCAAGAGCGGCGACCUCACCGACGAGUCGACGGUGGUGAUCGAGACCAAGCGGGACUACUCCACCGAGCUGAGCGUCACCAUCGCUGUGGGAGCCUCCUUGCUCUUCCUGAAUAUCUUAGCCUUUGCUGCACUCUACUACAAAAAAGACAAGCGGCGGCAUGAGUCUAACCGGCGGGUCCCCACUCCUCAACGCAACUCGGCUCCAACCAACACGCCGUCCACCGCCAACGACGUGGCCCAUCUGCAAAGCGAGGAGCUGAUGUCGCUGCAGAUGAAGCAGCAGCAGCUGGAGCACGAGCACCACCAUGAGUGCGAGUCGCUGCAGACCCACGAUACGCUGCGUCUCACCUGCCCACCCGACUACACCCUCACCCUGCGCCGAUCGCCUGACGACAUACCCCUGAUGACGCCCAGCACCAUCACCAUGAUCCCCAACUCGCUGGCUGGCAUGCAGCCUCUGCACAACUUCAAUACUUUUGGUGGCAGCCAGAACAGUACCAACUUGCCCCACGGUCACUCCACCACACGGGUAUAG
This is a messenger RNA of Scomber japonicus (chub mackerel), 2526 nucleotides long. RefSeq names its product neuroligin 4 X-linked a (gene nlgn4xa). The record is from RefSeq and is a predicted model, not a curated record. Lineage: Eukaryota; Metazoa; Chordata; Actinopteri; Scombriformes; Scombridae. The transcript is spliced from 6 exons. Gene Ontology annotation, molecular function: neurexin family protein binding; signaling receptor activity. Gene Ontology annotation, biological process: postsynaptic membrane assembly; presynaptic membrane assembly; modulation of chemical synaptic transmission. Bases 1 to 2526 code for a protein of 841 amino acids. Gene Ontology annotation, cellular component: synapse; postsynaptic specialization membrane; cell surface.